AUGGCCGAGUUCAACAAACACAAAGUGUGUAAAGGCACGACCAGUUUUCGUGGACGAGGUCCGAGAUUUCACCCGUAUGCUACGAGAGGUUUUCGAGGCGGUUCAAUGCGUGGUAGAAGCCAGCGUGGCCACGGUUCUCAGUUUGGUUCUGGUUUUCAUCAGCGCCAGAAUUUUCAGAAUGUGCCCCAGUACGAGCGAAAGGCAAGCAACCAAAAGCCCACUCGCAACUGGUAUGUUGACUUAUUAACUAAUGUUAAAUCACUUAUUUCUGAGCAGCCAGGUUUUAGGGCUGGUAAUACUAAGAAUUGUGUUUCUAAAUGGUCAGAGAUCACAUCUGACCCAGAGAUUUUAGAUAAUAUAGAGCAUUGUCACAUAGAGUUCAUUGAUGACCCUUCUAAAUAUAGCAUUCCAGGGCAUCAGUAUUUUAAUGUCCACCAACAUGAUAUUAUUAGUAAGGAAGUAGAUAAACUACUGCAGCUUGGAGUCAUAUCAAAAUCGAUGCAUGCUGCGGGAGAAUGUAUAUCUCCAAUUUUUGUAGUACCAAAACCGGAUGGUUCAUAUCGAUUGAUUUUUAAUUUUAAGCGCUGUAACCAGGCUGUUCUUUACAGACAUUUCAAAAUGGAUACGCUUGCUGCAAUUCUUAGUCUUGUUACUCCAGGAGCCUAUAUGGCUUCUAUUGAUUUAAAGCAUGCAUAUUACACUAUUCCUAUUGCAGACGAACAACGGAAAUUUCUCAAAUUCGUUUGGAAUGAACAACUGUAUGAGUUUUGUGUACUGCCCAUGGGGCUAACUAGUUCUCCCAGAAUUUUCACCAAAGUCAUGAAGCCAGUUUUGGCUACUCUUCGACAAAAAGGACACAUUAACAGUGGUUUUAUUGAUGACUUUUAUUUUCAAGGUCAGGAAUUUUCGGAUUGCGUAGUUAAUGUAUCGGAUAGUGUUAGACUUUUUAUUAGUCUCGGGUUGCAUGUCCACCCUGACAAAUGUGCAUUGAUACCCUCCCAAGAGCUCUUAAUUUUGGGGUUCUUAAUAAAUAGUUUGUUAAUGAUAGUAAAACUUCCCCUAGAGAAAAAGGUCAAAUUGCGAGAUCUCUGUUUACAGGCUUUGCGUGGCAACAAACUUACAAUUCAAUUCGUUGCUAGUGUUAUUGGUACACUUAUCUCUGCCCUCCCUGGGGUUGAGUUUGGUCGGUUACACUAUCGCAAUCUUGAACGCGAUAAAAUUAACGCCCUUGCACGGAAUAAUGGAAAUUAUCGGGCAUUUAUGCACCUUUCUGAGGCAGCAAAGCAGGAGCUUCAGUGGUGGACUACACAUGUAAUGCAUGCAUCUAGGCGACUACGUCAUCCCGUCAUCUCCUAUAUCUUUCAGACUGAUGCUAGUGAUCUUGGCUGGGGCGUAACGUGUACUACUAAUCCUCAGUUACAGUCUCAGGGUUUGUGGACAAGUGAACAGCGUACCCUACAUAUUAAUGUAAGGGAACUGUAUGUUGUUUUUAUAUGUUUAACAAUAUUUGGUAUGGAGAAGUCUGACGUCCACAUUAAAUUCGAGUUAGACAAUAUGACUGCCGUUAGUUAUAUCAAUCACAUGGGGGGAUGUAGAUCUUCUGCUUGUGAUACAGUAGCCAGAAAGAUUUGGGCGUGGUGCAUUUCCCACAAUAUAUGGGUCACUGCUAAUUAUAUUCCAGGACCCAGCAAUGUAGUUGCAGAUUCACUUUCUAGAAAACAUCUGUCAGAUCAUGAAUGGCAGCUUAAUACGGAUAUUUUUCACAAACUCUCCAAAAAAUUCCCUAAGUUUAGUAUUGAUCUGUUUGCAUCUUUGUUGAACAGACAGGUAGCACGGUAUGCCUCUUGGCACCCGGAUCCACAUGCUGCAAUAGUGGAUGCUUUUAGUGUAUCAUGGGCGAAUGAAUAUUUUUAUGCUUUCCCUCCUUUUAGUCUCAUUCCGAAAUGUCUGGAGAAAAUCUCUCGAGACCAAGCCGAAGGGGUUUUACUGGUCCCUGCAUGGCCCACACAAACAUGGUACCCUCUUCUUCUACAGAUGCUCAUUCAGCAGCCAAAGCUGUUGUUGUGGACCCCUCAAGUGGACUUAUUGAGACACCCAUUAGGCAAGGUUCACAGCAUGCAAGGAAAGCUGAAGUUGAUGGCAUGUCCCUUGUCCGGCAACAUUAUCAGAACCAGGGCUUUUCUGACCACAUUACCGGUGUACUCCUCGAUUCAUGGCGAACUUCUACACAAAAACAGUAUGCGAGUUAUCUUAAAAAAUGGAAUUUAUUCUGUCGUGAAAGGAAAAUUCUUGCACAUUCCCCUACUUUAAAUCAAGUUUUGGAAUUCUUGUACACACAAUUGCAUUUAUCAUAUUCUAGUAUUAACAGUGCCAGAUCAGCGUUAUCAUGUUUUCUUUCUAUUGGUAACUUUCCAGUGGGGAAGCACCCAAUAGUUUGUCGUUUCCUAAAAGGGGCAUUUGAACGGAAACCACCUGCUAAUAAGCAUCAUGCUAUCUGGGAUGUCCAAACAGUUUUGGCUUAUCUGAAAACGUUCACCCCUAACAGUGGUUUAAGUCUUAAAGAGCUUAGUCACAAAUGA
Molecule: messenger RNA, 2579 nt
Organism: Paramuricea clavata
Lineage: Eukaryota; Metazoa; Cnidaria; Anthozoa; Malacalcyonacea; Plexauridae
Source: the annotation of a GenBank genome assembly